Molecule: messenger RNA, 3000 nt
Organism: Phytomonas sp. Hart1
Lineage: Eukaryota; Euglenozoa; Kinetoplastea; Trypanosomatida; Trypanosomatidae
Source: the annotation of a GenBank genome assembly
AUGCAAGCCUUAAAAUACAUCGCAAACCUUCAAUGCUCUACUCAGAAGCUGCAAAAGACUGUAAAGAGGAUGAGGUCCAUCCAAAGUGUCAGUGAUCUGCAGCGAAGGACGAAUUCUGAUUCUAAGGACUCUGUCAUCAUGUUGUCAGGCUCACGUAGGCCUUUUAGGAACGAACAGCAGUUGCUCUCAUCCGAUAAGAGUACAGCUAGCUUGGAACACGUCAGAGAAAAGCUUCUGUUUAGGCACAUCCCAAUAACCCUAUCGCUUUUAGAGCGUAAUAUGUGGGUCCUUCGAAAAAUUCGAAAACGUCUACAAAUAAAAGCAGAGUCUGAAAAUAGCGAGGCACACGCCCUGACAACCUCCGAUAACGCGAAAAGGAACGAAUUGGUUACCCGUACAUCACCGGAACUGACUCCGCAGAUUUCUAUCCCCGAGCACUCAUCCAUGACGGCAAACGUGCUUUGUGGAAUGCUAGAAGAUGACCGCAAUCGAUCCAGCUUCCCUGAUCACCUGGUAGAUCAUCCAGCAGUAGCCCACUCUCAUGGGGAUUCGACGUUGAGCCUCACUGAUAGGACCUCCAAUCUCGGUAAUUCGACGACCGGUACCUCGCAGUCCUACGACAAGCGGCAGCGUGGCCUGGUUCCACUACACUCCGCGUUAGCUUCGGUGCCGCACGCGAAAGGGACGUCAAGAAUCCUUCGGCUUCUCCAUAUAGUGGAGUCGGAACGACGUCAGCUUCUUCACGAAAAGCGCAAAAGGAUCACGAAGCGUCUUCAUCGCCUGGAUGCCAAUUUUGCUCAUGGAAGAAAACACACCAAACCCCUUACUGAUGCAUCACCAAGCGCUGUGGAAAGGGACGACAGCGAGGGAGAUCCUGGAACUACUGGCGAAUCUCUCCCUCGGGAUCACCACGACACUUAUAUCGAACUUGAGUUGCUGAACCAGUCCUUGUUAGCGCGUCCCUUUUUGUCAGCACGACUAUGGAAACUAUUACUGGAUGAUGAUGUAUGGAAGGGGGCUAUAGCUCAACAACAAAGACUAAUAAAUGAUGGAAUGCCUCACCAGGGGCACCACGGCACUCAACAUUCCAUGGCUUUCUCUGGUGUGUUCCCGCUACUUUCCAUGUCUAUUUUGCUAUCCAGAAUUGUCUUGGGAACCUUCCGAGACUAUGUUGAUGGUGUAGAGGUGAAUAAAUUCGCUCCUCGCUUUGUUGUUUCGUUACCUUCGGUGGCGUGGUUGAGCAAGAAGCAGCAUCCCAUGCUGGGGAAAGCAGAGAAAGGAGGAUCAAAGGCAGUGCAACCAUCACUCUCCUCUGAUAAACCAGUUGAAGAUAGCUCCAAGCACGCGAAGGAAGAAAAGGCCUCAACAUUUAAGGACGGGGGGGAGGAAGAGGAGGAGGACCUACUCCUAAAUAUGAUAAGGCAGACAAGUGAUUUGGCUGAAAUAGGGAGUACACCCAACGGGCGCGAAAGCGCCGUAGAGGUGUCGAGCGCCUUUCGUGAGAACAAACUUACUCGAUCCAAAUCAAAACGCAGGCAUUCUACAGCCAAACUCCGUUGGAUGCCACCGCGCUCAGCCAAAGUACUACCUUUAACAGUUGAAACUCUCACUACGUUUUCCUUUAUUCUUCAGCACUUGCCUAUCCGCGCAAUUGUUCGUGCUAAUAGCGCCCACGAGGUUCUGAGUUUGCUUUCUAUGCUCCAACAUAUCGCGACAGCGGUGUUACUGAUGGCUCGUGGAAACGGGUCGGUGGGAUCUCAGACCCUACAUGCUACGCUAAAGAACUUGGAGAAGAUGAUGUUAAUCACAAGUCGUGAACUCCAUAAUGAAAUGGUGGGAAUGCUUCAGGAAGAGGACACUGUGCCGACACAAACCCCCGAGCAAGCGGCACGCAUGAUUAUCGAAAUGAGUGCGCUUCACCUCCUCCCCUUGCGCGAUCUAUCCACGGUGAAGUUGCUAAAUCGGCUCAUCACCGCCGUCUUCCCAGAGCUUCGGACCAACACACUGCAGGUUUUGAUGGAGAAGUCCAGGCAAAAUCACCUGCUUGCCUUCGCAACACGGAAGCAUCGGCUAAAGCUGCACGAGCAGCAUGGGCCUUCCAAGGCCGAGCCCUUUGUUUUGGGCACCAUCAUCCAGCAGGCGCGACUGCGGCAGCGCCAGAUGGCCAUGGCGCUCCGUGCGGCAUACCUUGGCGAGGUCCAUCAGCGCGCGAUCACCGAGCUCGGCCGCGCCCUGCCUCCACACGACCGGAUCGCACUGCUCCAAAUCCUGACCGGCGCGUUAUCGCUUGAGCACCAUCACGGACGUCGGGAGGACCCCUCGGUUGACCAGAAACGCAUGGUCACGGCGGCCCUGUUUGUGGUGGAGUCGCUUCUUGUCUCCAAGGCGCUUGAUGAGGCGGACGCGGCCCGGGAUCUGCCGCUCGAAGACUGGGCGAGACUUUGGAUUACCCUCCUCGCGCUCCGGCCGGUGGUGGGGAGGUGGCGGGAGGCCGCGCGACGGAGUCCUCACCAGGCGCACGGCCGGAGCGAGGGGCUGAUUGUGGAUGCGGCCAUGGAGAUGGCCUAUCACGGCAUGGCCGCCAUCCUCGCCGAACGAUUGGAUGGGAUUCGUGCUCGGGAGAAGCGGGGGCCGCAGCGUUCAGGCUUACGCUGGCACGCGAGUCCCAACAUGGGCCUCGCGGGAGGAACGACGGAUGACAAUGCCCCCUCAGCACAGAGUCUCUCGAUCGUCGGGCUUGGGAUACGGAAAUGGAGAGAGCAUCACGAAAAUGAAAAAAAGUAUCCAGCUGUUGAACGACUAUCAAGGCAGGUGGAAGUUCUAGCGAAGCUUUUACGAGAAGUGUUGCUGUAUGACACCGCUCUCCGUUAUGAACUGCGUCACUGGGAGGUAGAAAAGCGAGAGACCUUCCAUCGUGAAAUGACGGAGUGCUUGCGCGCAGCAGAGCUGUUGGACAACACGUCAGAGAGUGGCUUGCGGCUAAUUUGCUUCAAGCUCUAA